Molecule: messenger RNA, 384 nt
Organism: Saccharomyces kudriavzevii IFO 1802
Lineage: Eukaryota; Fungi; Ascomycota; Saccharomycetes; Saccharomycetales; Saccharomycetaceae
Exons: 1
Coding region: 1-384 (127 amino acids)
Source: RefSeq, a predicted model, not a curated record
AUGAUCCCACCUCCACUAGAUGCUUCUUUAUUGAGAGAACAUGCGUAUCAAGGAACUAAUGAUUUAAGCACCGUCUUGAGCCCCAAUACGUUUACUGAUGAAGGUGGGUACAAACCCGUACUGAAAUACGGACUGGGCUAUUUCAACUAUGGACUUGUAUUAGACGACGAAGUGUACGAUUACUCAUUGUGCGACAUUAUUAGAGGACACGUAUAUGGCCAUUUUUGGUGCUACUUUUGUUGUUUCAUGAUUUUAUUCACGGUCUGGAUAAUAAGUUUGACUUGGGGCUCUGGAAGCAAGAAGAACAAGUUUGGGUGGAGCAAGAAGGAGGACGACUUUAAGAUUGAAGGGGGCGAUUUGGAAUAUCAACAUGUCAAAGUUUAG